Molecule: messenger RNA, 639 nt
Organism: Aphanomyces invadans
Lineage: Eukaryota; Oomycota; Saprolegniomycetes; Saprolegniales; Verrucalvaceae
Exons: 1
Coding region: 173-589 (138 amino acids)
Source: RefSeq, a predicted model, not a curated record
UCGAGAGGGUAUGUAACUUGAACAACUUUCUCUGAUGUUCUCUAUCGUUCUGUAGGUCGACCUACAAGAGCACUGCCUCAGUCGUGAUGAUUGUCUUCAACCAAGCGGUGUUGUCUGGAAGACGGGCGAAGAGAUUGAGGCCGCUGGGCGCGACUGUUUCCCCGACGACGUGAUGCUCUGCACCAUCGACAAGGAUCUGUUCAAGUUGUGGCCAUUGCUGUCGUUCAUGCAGGGCAUUGGUACGCUACAUCAAGUUGACGGUCGCGCAAUCGACCUUGGGCGAAAGAUCAUGCAUCUGCUUGACGAACUGGGAAAGCAGUAUCCGGCGCUCGCGAAGCUGCUCGAUCCACCAACAGUUAUCUUCAACCUGCAGGCUAUGAACAUCAAUCCGGCUGCAGUCGUUAUUCCCGCUGGACUCGCACCUGGAAAUGUGCCCGCGUUUCCUGGUGCCGUUGGCAUCUGGACUUGCCCAUCGGAGUUACGCGCUGGCGAACUUAUCGGCCACCUCCGCGCUACGCUCGCUCCUGUCUUGCUGCCCGGCGUUGUCCCGCAGUUUCAUUAUUUUAAUGCACCCAUGCAAAACCUAUAAAAUUGACAAUCUGCCACACCAAUUCGCCAAUGUUGGCAUUUAUGUGGGAA